AUGAGCCAUCUGUGUGCCCCCAGCGUGAUGAAGGCCGUGCUGUGCGUCGGCUGCACGGAGGUGGCGUACGUGACGAAUGUGGAGCGGUUCCCCGAGAAGGGCUCGCGGGUGCAGUGCCAGAGCGCCUUCAUGCAGCGCAACGGCAGGACCUCCAACGUGUGCACGGCCCUGCGCCUGCUGGGCGCCCGCGUGGAGCUCUUCGGGAUGCUCAGCAGGCUGGGCACCUUCCGCAUGGUGCUGGACGAUCUGCGCCGCCGGGAUAUCGUCAUCAGCAACUGCUCCUGGACGGACGAGAGCCCCAAGUUCUCGACGAUCAUCCGGGAGAGAAGGACGGGCACCUGCACGGUGGUGCGCUGCACCAAGGCGUUCCCCUACGUGACGGCCAGGGAGUUCGAGAAGCUGGACCUAUCCCUCUACGGCUGGGUGCACUUCGAGGCGCGCAGCGCCCGGGAGACUGUCCUGAUGAUGCGCCGCAUCCUGGACCACAACAACGGGCUGGCGCAGGAGGAUCGCAUUGUGGUGUCACUGCUGGUGUACGAUGCCCUCGAGGACAACCUGGAUCUGCUCAGCCUCUGCGACUAUGUGCUUUGA
Drosophila persimilis is the source of this 591-nucleotide messenger RNA. RefSeq names its product ketohexokinase. Lineage: Eukaryota; Metazoa; Arthropoda; Insecta; Diptera; Drosophilidae. The record is from RefSeq and is a predicted model, not a curated record. The transcript is spliced from 2 exons. Bases 1 to 591 code for a protein of 196 amino acids.